AUGCCCUACGAUCCAGAUUGGGACCCGGACGCUAUAAUUGGCAGCGAUCUCGUUAACGAUCCUGCUGGGGGCUUUGUAAGCCCCUCGCCAGAACAUGAUGCAAACGGGUAUGAAAACGAAGACGGGCAGGAGGAUCGCAAGCUUGACGUCGAUAGUCGGAAUGGGAACGGCGCUGUGAAAAGGCCCUUGAUAUCCACCUCGAGGAUCGAUCCGCCACGUAUCCCGCAUUUUCCGAGCUUCAAGAAAGAAGAGUCAGUAGCAACACCUCCGAGCCGACUGCCCUUUCCUGGAGCCUCUGCCAUCCGAUCAACGCCUCAGCUGGAAGUAGUCCUUCACUCUAGUCCCCGGCGAAGGUCUUUCACCUCGGUAGACCGGCCAACUCAAGAUGCAAACCCAGAAACAAGCCUUGUCACGUCCGACAUUAUCCCAAAACCAAGCAUCAAGCGCGAAAAGCCCCCAAUAAAAGCUCAGGUAGCCUCAAAGAAGCCACCACCUCCCGCUGCUUCAGUACCCAAGACACCAGGAUCAUCCACAACCUCUCCUCAGCCCCGGAAGCGUGGCCGCCCAUUUGGUUGGAAGCCUGGUCAUGGCUCAUACGCUGCAUUGAGAGAGGGAUUCCCCCCGGGGAUGGUGCCAUCCAUGAUCAAACCGAAAAAGCUCACCGGCGAGCAGAAAGUGCGCCGUAAACCAGGGCGGAAGCCAGUUCCCACGGCCCGCCAGCUCUACCUCCGGCUUAACCCGCAGUUUGUUGUCUUCACUUGCGAGUGGAAGGACUGUCCAGCGAGACUGCAGAAUAUGGAGACACUCCGGAAGCACCUAUUCAUCGUCCACGGCAGGCCAUCGCCAUCAACCGGGGAAAGCCAGUCCACCAGCUUUCCCUGUGAAUGGGCAUCCUGUACCGUUUCACCCUUCCCAACUCUCGAUACCUUUAAAUCCCACGUCGAAACCGCCCACCUCCUUCCUUACCUCUGGCACGUCGGCGACGGACCGCAGAACAGCACGCCUUCGCCCUCACUCUCCCUCCCAUCUCGCCAACCCACUCCCCCCCACUCAACAAACAACGCCACCGCCAUCGCCAACAACAACCCCCCACAUCCCCUCCCCCACUACCUCUUCAACGCCCACGGCGAGCAAGUCACACCCUCAAUCCACGACCAACAACGCGAAACAGACGACGACCGGCGCAAGCGACAGGCGCGCAUCAACCGCGUGGUGCAGCAGCGCGACCGCAACGCGCCGGAGGAACCCGACUACACGGCGCACGAGCUGGAGAUCAUUGGCGAGGUGGCGCGGGCGAAGCGGGCAAGGCAGAAGAUGCUGGGGGAGUACGCGGAUGCGGUGCUUGAGGGGGGUGUUGGGGGGGAAGGGUGGAAGCCUUAUUAG
Messenger RNA from Dichotomopilus funicola, 1383 nucleotides. RefSeq lists its product as uncharacterized. The transcript has a single exon. The coding region runs from base 1 to 1383 and encodes 460 amino acids. The record is from RefSeq and is a predicted model, not a curated record. Lineage: Eukaryota; Fungi; Ascomycota; Sordariomycetes; Sordariales; Chaetomiaceae.